GUGUGUGUGUGUGUGUGUGUGUGUGUGUGUGUGUGUGUGUGGGAGCUCCACACCAAUGUGAGCGAGGCACAGCAACCCUCAGGUGCAGAGAGAUCAAAGUGGCGGCGCCUUUAGGAUGCAGAAGUCACCGGUGGAAGAUGCCAACUUCUUCUCCAAGUUUGUCUUCUGGUGGAUCUCCCCGCUGCUGAGGAAGGGCUUCACUAAGAAGUUGGAGCUGAGUGACGUGUACAAAGCUCCAUCCUAUGAUCAGGCAGACACCCUCUCUGAGAGGCUUGAAAGGGAAUGGGACAGAGAGGUGGUGUCAGCCAAGAGGCCCAAACUCUUAAAAGCACUGGCCAGAUGCUUCUUUGGCCCCUUCGCCUUCUUUGGUGUCCUCCUCUACUUUGGGGAAGCAUCUAAGGCCGUGCAGCCUCAGCUUUCAGGCCGCAUCAUCGCUUCCUUUGACCCCUUCCAUGAACCUGAACGGAGUCAGGGCUACUACCUGGCCCUGGGCCUCGGCCUCCUCUUCACCGCUCGCCUCAUCCUGCUGCAGCCCGCCAUCUUCGGCCUGCAUCACCUGGGCAUGCAGAUCCGCAUCGCGCUUUUCAGUCUCAUUUACAAGAAGACCCUGAAGCUGUCCAGUCGAGUCUUGGACAAGAUCAGCACCGGUCAGCUCGUCAGCCUGAUGUCUGCUCACCUCAACAAGCUGGAUGAGAGCCUGGGUCUGGCACACUUUAUCUGGAUCACCCCUCUGCAGUGUAUUCUGUGUACGGGUUUGAUCUGGGAGCUGAUCGAGGUGAACGGGCUCUGCGCUCUGGCAGCUCUGACGCUGCUGGGCAUCGUCCAGGCCUGGCUCUCCAUGAAGAUGGGACCUCAUCGGGUGAAGCGAGCAGGACUGAUCAGUCGCCGCCUGGCUCUGACCUCAGAGAUCGUGGAGAACAUUCACUCUGUGAAGGCGUACGGCUGGGAGGAGGUGAUGGAGACCAUCAUUAAGAACAUCAGGCAGGAUGAAAUGACUCUGACCAGGAAGAUUGGCUCUCUGCGGUAUUUCUACAGCGCUUCGUACUUCUUCUCCGCCAUCCUAGUGAUCAUCUCAGCCAUUGUGCCACAUGCGCUCACCAAAGGCAUUAUCCUGCGCCGCAUUUUCACCACAGCCUCCUACUGCAUCGUGCUCCGUAUGACACUGACUCGCCAGCUGCCAGGCUCCAUCCAGAUGUGGUACGACACGCUGGCACUGGUCCAAAAGAUUCAGGACUUUUUGCUGAAGGAAGAGCACAGGAUGCUGGAUUACAACCUGACCACUGUUGGGCUGGAGCUCGUCAACGUGUCUGCGUCCUGGGAUGAGGGGAUAGUUGAGCUCUUUGAGAAGAUCAAGCUGGAGAACAAAAACAACGGACACCUGAACGGGGACAGCGGACUCUUUUUCACCAACUUGUACGUCACACCUGUUCUCAGAAACAUCAGCCUGCGCCUGGAGCAAGGCACCAUGCUCGCAGUGUCUGGAUCUACUGGCUCAGGAAAGAGUUCUCUGCUCAUGAUGAUCUUAGGAGAGCUGGUGCCGUCGGAGGGUCAAGUCAGACACAGCGGGCGCAUUUCUUACUCAUCACAGACUUCAUGGAUCAUGCCAGGGACCAUCCGGGAGAACAUCUUGUUCGGUUUGACCUAUGAUGAGUACCGCUACACCUCCAUUAUCAAGGCCUGCCAACUAGAAGAGGACUUGGCUUUACUGCCUGAGAAAGACAAGACCCCCCUGCUGGAAGGAGGAGUGACCCUCAGCGGUGGACAAAGAGCAAGGAUUUGUCUCGCCAGGGCAGUGUAUAAAGACGCAGAUCUCUACCUGCUCGAUGCUCCAUUCACUCACCUGGACAUUGCAACGGAGAAAGAAGUCUUUGAAAAAUGUGUUUGUAAACUCAUGGCCUCCAAGACUCGUGUUGUGGUCACCAGCAAGCUGGACCAUCUGAAACGCGCAGACCGAAUCCUCCUGCUACACAACGGAGACUGCUACUUCUACGGCACCUUCUCCGAGCUGCAGGCCAAGCGCCCGGACUUCAGCGCCCUCCUGCUCGGGAUCGAGGCGUACGACAACAUCACAGCAGAGCGACGCAGCUCUAUCAUGACGGAGACUCUUCGCAGGGUCUCAGUUGAUGAAACUGCUGGGUUUCGUGGAGCCGAGCCCAUUCGCCAGUCGUUCCGCCACGCACCUCCUCAGAGCCAUGCCGUGGGCGAAGGCUACCCCGAAAAACGCAAACAGUCCCUGAUCCUCAACCCUCUCGCGGCUGCCCGCAAGUUCUCAUUAAUCAGAAACUCCGAGCAGACAAACAACUUUCAGCCCGCGACAAUAGAAGAAGGGGUUCACGAACUUUCGGAACGGAGGUUCUCCGUAGUUCCUGAAGACGACCAAGUCGAGGAGGUCCUUCCAAGGAACAACCUGUACCACCACGGCCUGCAGCACCUGAAUGGACAGAGGCGCCAGUCCGUCCUGCAGUUCAUCACCAACUCUCAGGGCCACGAGCGCAGGGAGCAGAUGCAGUCGUCCUUCAGGAAGAAGCUAUCCAUCACCCCUCAGGGUAACCUGGCGUCUGAGCUGGACAUCUACGCCCGCCGCCUGUCCAAGGACAGCGUCUUUGACAUCAGUGAGGAAGUAGAUGAAGAAGACAUGGAGGAAUGCUUUGCAGACGAACGGGAGAACAUCUUUCAAACUACCUCAUGGAGCACCUACCUGCGCUACGUUUCCACCAACAGAAGCCUGAUCUAUGUUCUCAUUUUUAUUAUUAUUGUCUUUGUCCUUGAGGUUGCUGCUUCAGUCGUUGGUAUUUUCCUCAUCACUUCUAAGAUCUGGAGAGACGGAGCCAACCCAAACUCACCCAACUACAUCGAUGAGCAGCACCCCAAUGCCUCGUCGCCCCCCGUUCACCUGGCCGUCAUCUUCACUCCAACCAGUGCUUACUACAUCAUCUACAUUUUUGUGGCCCAUUCAGACAGCAUACUGGCCUUGGGGGCCUUCAGGGGUCUUCCUCUGGUCCACACGUUGCUGACUGUGUCCAAACGACUACAUGAGCAGAUGCUUGGCGCUGUGCUGCGAGCCCCCAUGUCUGUGCUCAACACCAUGAAAACAGGCCGGAUAAUGAACAGAUUCACCAAAGACAUGACCAUCAUAGAUGACAUGCUCCCACUGGUGCUUUUUGACCUCGUACAGCUGACCCUGCUCGUCAUCGGGUGCAUCUUCACUGUUUCUAUCAUUCGACCGUACAUCUUUAUUGCUGCCAUCCCGCUGGCUGUCAUCUUCGUUGUCAUCAGGAAGUACUUCCUGCGAACUGGACAGCAGCUCAAACAGCUCGAGGCUGAAGCUCGGAGCCCUAUCUUCUCUCACCUCAUCAUCUCACUGAAGGGUUUAUGGACGAUUCGGGCGUUUGGGCGGCAGACCUACUUUGAGACGCUCUUUCACAAAGCCCUGAACACUCACACGGCCACCUGGUUCCACUACCUGUCCUCGCUGAGGUGGUUCCUUUUCCGCUGCGACGUGCUCUUCGUCUUGUUCUUCACCGCUGCUGCCUUCAUCGCUGUUGGAACCAACCAGGACAAACCAGGAGAGGUUGGCAUCAUCGUGGCCCUGGCCAUGCUCAUCCUGGGGACGUUCCAAUGGGCCAUCAUCACCAGUAUCAACGUGGACGGAUUGAUGCGUUCCGUGGAUCGAGUCUUUAAAUUCAUCGACCUGCCAUCAGAGGAGAAGCUGCUGGGCAGACCUGGUGGUAAAAGUGGACCUGACCUGGUCAUCAAUAACUCCCACGUGCAUGACUACUGGCCCAGCCGUGGCCAGCUGGACGUCCAGGGCCUCACGGUGAAAUACACGGACACCGGUCGGGCGGUGCUCAACAACAUCUCCUUCUCUGUGGAGGGGGGGCAGAGCGUGGGUUUGUUGGGUCGAACAGGCUCAGGUAAAAGCACCCUGCUGUCAGCUCUGCUGCGCCUGGCUUCCACUGAUGGAGAAAUGUUUAUUGAUGGAGUUUCAUCCAGCUCCAUUCCUCUGCAGAUGUGGAGGAAGGCCUUCGGGGUGGUGCCGCAGAAAGUAUUUAUCCUGACUGGAUCUUUCCGGAUGAAUCUGGACCCAUACGGACGUUACAGCGAUGAGGAGCUGUGGAGGGUGGCUGAGGAGGUUGGGUUGAAGUCAGUCAUCGAGCAGUUUCCAGAUAAGCUGGACUUUCAGCUUGAAGACGGCGGCAGCGUUCUGAGUAACGGACACAAGCAGCUCAUGUGUCUGGCUCGCUCCAUCCUCAGCAAGGCUCGGAUCCUGCUUCUGGACGAGCCUUCUGCUUACCUCGACCCCAUAACUCUGCAGGUCCUGAGGAAAACACUGAAGCAGUCGUUCUCUGGCUGCACAGUCAUCCUAUCAGAACACAAGGUGGAGCCGCUGCUGGAGUGUCAGUCCUUCCUG
Molecule: messenger RNA, 4411 nt
Organism: Austrofundulus limnaeus
Lineage: Eukaryota; Metazoa; Chordata; Actinopteri; Cyprinodontiformes; Rivulidae
Gene: cftr
Product: CF transmembrane conductance regulator
Biological process (GO): chloride transmembrane transport; bicarbonate transport
Cellular component (GO): plasma membrane; apical plasma membrane; cytosol
Molecular function (GO): ATP binding; ABC-type transporter activity; chloride channel activity
Source: RefSeq, a predicted model, not a curated record